AUGGCUCUUGGCUUACUGAACCUGAUACUGGCAGGCUGCUUUUCUGCUGCUUUAGCACAAUAUUUUGAUUCCUCAGCUUUGUAUUCCCCUCUCUGGGGUGAGAGUCCUGGACAACUGAAUGACUACAGGUUGGAGAAUGGUAAGUUCACAAUUAAUCCCCAGGUAUUCACUAACAGAAUGGGGAUGUAUAAAAACCUACUGACUCAGACAGCCAAAUAUUCUGAAAAAUUUGCUCCAGCAAAUGAACAAAAUUUCUUAUGGGGAUUGCCUCUAUUCUAUGGCUGUCAAUAUAAGCUAGGCAUUUUAGCUGAUCCCUCCAGAAGGACACGCUGUAGCUAUCGAUCUAGAAACCAUCUGUGCAUCUCAGUGGACAGUUAUUGGGGGGAUAAAGAUUUUUAUCUUUAUGUGUUACCUCUUUUUGCUGCAGCUGACUCCGGCAUACUGGGGAUAUCCUCAGACCAAGUUAUGCUUUUGCCACCACCCAAGCAUGAAAUGAGUACUUCUUAUCAUGUUUCUGGCUGUCAAUCAUCCUUUCCUGAAAUAAUGGAAAAUUGGAGUUCCUUCUAUCAGUACAUUGAGUCAACUUCCAGUAAAUUUAUAGACUUCCUGAAGUACUACUGGAAUGCUCAAACCAAAUCCUUAGAAUACCCUGCCACUGUCUUUAAAGACAUGUAA
Messenger RNA from Nannospalax galili (Upper Galilee mountains blind mole rat), 675 nucleotides. Its product is annotated as protein LEG1 homolog. The transcript is spliced from 4 exons. The record is from RefSeq and is a predicted model, not a curated record. NCBI's taxonomy places the organism in Eukaryota, Metazoa, Chordata, Mammalia, Rodentia, Spalacidae. Bases 1 to 675 code for a protein of 224 amino acids.